This is a messenger RNA of Trypanosoma theileri, 960 nucleotides long. RefSeq names its product tubulin-specific chaperone C. Bases 1 to 960 code for a protein of 319 amino acids. Lineage: Eukaryota; Euglenozoa; Kinetoplastea; Trypanosomatida; Trypanosomatidae. The transcript has a single exon. Gene Ontology annotation, cellular component: cytoplasm. Gene Ontology annotation, biological process: post-chaperonin tubulin folding pathway; tubulin complex assembly. The record is from RefSeq and is a predicted model, not a curated record.
AUGAUAAAAGGGUUUAUGGAGGAACGGUUCCUAAAGACGCGUGCGGAGCGGGAGGAGGCGCGGCAGCAGAAGUCCGCGGGGUCCUCCGGCACGGCGUGGGACCGACUGCAGUUUGAAGAUCAGGCCAGAAGUUACGAGCGGAGUAUCAUGCAACUCAUCACCGACGGGAAUACCUCCGCUGCGCAGGAAACCAUUAAUAUGUUUAAACUCAUUGUUCAGGAUGCUACCAGUAAUAACGUCCUCACGGCGUAUGAAAUGGCCAAGUCUAACGCAACGCUGUCGCGACUUCAGGGACUUAUUGAUGAAAAACGUGACACUUGUAAUAAACCGAAGGGAUUUAAGUUUUCUCGUAAACCAAAAACUGGUGUUACUGCCGUUGUGGAGAAACAACAACCAGCAGCGGCAUCAUCGCCAUUAUCAUCAUCAUUGCAACAGAGUGAAGAGGAUCGAAGUCAAGUAAACAAUGUCUAUGGUUAUGCUCGUGAGAGAGAAGUUUUCAUAAGUGAACCAAAGGCCGUAUUUUUACAAGGAUGUGAAAAAUGUGAAAUAUUUAUCCUCCCUGUUGCCGGAUCAGUUUUUAUUUCUGACUGCUCAAAUUGUAAAAUCUACGUGGCGUGCCAUCAACUCCGACUAAAGAACUGUACAUCUGUAGAUAUAUAUGUUUGGUGUGCCUCAACGCCAAUCAUUGAAUGUUGUACAGAGAUGCGGUUUGGUCCAUAUAGUUGUUGGACAGGACUCUUACAGUCAUCUGUGGGUGGGCACCAUUACUCAACCCAUGAAGAGUGGGUACAACAUGUAGGAGAACAGGAAAUGCAGGAACGUGUAAAGGAUUCAUACAAAACAGUCGAUGACUUUCAAUGGCUUAAAAAAACUCCCAGUCCACACUGGAGUGUGUUGCCACCUGAAAAAUGGGAAAUGAGCGCACGUCCAUUUCUUCAGGGAGAAACUCCUACAAUGUAG